CGCCCGGGAAGACCCCCCAAGCGCUCGCUGGGAGUUGCCAUCCAGGAGAACGCACGUCUGCUGCCCCAUGCCGUUCCUGGCCUCUUAUCACCAGGACUUAUCUCUCCGACAGGUCUGACAGCUGCUGCYAUGGCAGAGGCUAUGAAGUUACAGAAGAUGAAACUUAUGGCGAUGAGUAGCCUUCAUGGAAGUGGAAGUCAAAAUGGAACAGAAUCAGAAAAUGAGGAACUCAAUUCUAAUGCAGGUGGGAGUGAAUCUUCCUGGGAUAAAGAGAAACUUCAGUCUCCCAUUACCACCGGCUCACAGCACAGCCUUGGCCAUGCCACACUGUCGGGGCAGUCAAGCCUUGGAAGUGCCCAUCCGCUCAGCCCUCUCCAGCAGAAUCACCUGCUCACUAACAGGAUAGACCUGCCCUUCAUGAUGAUGCCGCACCCGCUGCUUCCCGUGAGCCUACCUCCUGCCUCGGUCGCCAUGGCCAUGAACCAGAUGAAUCACCUCAACACCAUAGCCAACAUGGCGGCGGCGGCCCACAUGCACAGCCCCCUGUCCAGGGCGGGCGCCUCUGUUAUAAAGGAAAGGAUUCAAGACAGCCCUUCUCCAGCUCCCUCUCUAGAAGACRGUCAGAGACCCGGGAGCCACGCGUCCUCGCACCAGAGCAGUAGUGUGUCCAGCUCUCCCUCCCAGCUGGACAACACACCAGACAGAAUUGCUCUGCUGACCAACAGCAGAGAAGGAGAACUCAUUGAUCAAGAAACUGGGACCAGCCUAAAAAAAAUACAAAAAGAGAAAGAAGAGGUCCAAAUUGCCAUUCCGAUAAUGAAGCCAACCUUAGAUAAAGUCCAACUGGCUGGACAGGCCUUGCCGCCCGGAUUUCCAGCACCGUUUCUUUUUGCCGAUGGUCUUUCAUCAGUAGAAACGCUAUUAACCAACAUUCAGGGCCUUCUGAAGGUGGCUGUGGACAAUGCCAGAGUCCAGGAAAAGCAGAUACAGCAGGAAAAGAAAGAGUUAAAGAUGGAGCUUUGUAGAGAGAGAGAACUAAGAGAGAGCUUGGAAAGGCAACUUACAGCUGAGCUGCAAAGCAGAGCAACAAUUCAGAAACGCUUGAAGAAAGAAAAAAAGGCGAAGAGAAAAUUGCAGGAAGCUUUGGAAUUUGAGUCAAAGAGAAGAGAACAAGUGGAACAGGCGCUUAAACAGGCCACAUCAGGUGACGGUCUCAGGAUGUUAAAUGAUGCUGGAAUCCCAGAUAUGGAAAUAGAACACAACGGAACCCAACAUGACAGUGCAGCAAUGCAAGAAAACAGAACAUACAUCAAGCCCACUAUAAUGUACUGAAGGAAACACCUAUUGUUGAAAAAUGUAUAAUGAUCACUGUUUGAAGACUAUAUAGUUCAUGAAAAACGUCCCUUCAAACCUUUGAUGCCUUCAGUACUGUGUGAAGAACAGGAUUUGUAGCAUGAAACUUGAAGGACAAUUUCAAGCAAUUUACUGUUGCUGCAUCGAAAACUGCCGUAUUGUCAUUAAGAAAUAUUGAGACUUUUUACCAGCUUACCAUACCAAACCAAGCCCGUUGCCACAGAUCAUUUUUAGGUCCCAGGAGAUAGCAAGGAGUUUUAGUAUUUUUAAGCACAUACAGGAAUUAUUCCCCUUCCCUCCUCCCCCCCAAAGAACUUCUUUUUUUUUCCCAAGGAGGUAGCUAUUACUGUAUAGCAAUGGCACAAUGAUUUUAAGCCACAAAGGUCCUCACUGGCUGUACAUCAUACAAGUCCAGUUUAUCACUGAAACUGUUCAACACGGAGCUGUUUCGAUUGUGUUUAUAAAUUAAGCUUUGUUUACUGAAGCAGAUACUCGAUAUAUAUUACGUUUUAAAAAGAAAUGUGUGUACAUUUUUUAAAAGAAUGAUGUAAAAAUUGUCCUUUCAUUAGAUGACCAAUUCAAAAGUGUGAGCUAAACCCUAAUAGCUGACGUAAUAUGAGGAUUAUAAUUGAUGCUUUUUUAUGCUCAGUUCAGCUUGGCUUUUGGUCUUUUAAGAUGAAAAAAAAAAUGAAUAUGCAGUAGAGUGUUAGAUAA
This is a messenger RNA of Nothoprocta perdicaria, 2067 nucleotides long. It is a transcript of the gene DACH2, whose product is annotated as dachshund family transcription factor 2. The record is from RefSeq and is a predicted model, not a curated record. The transcript is spliced from 11 exons. Lineage: Eukaryota; Metazoa; Chordata; Aves; Tinamiformes; Tinamidae. Bases 130 to 1332 code for a protein of 400 amino acids.